This is a messenger RNA of Pseudonaja textilis, 1649 nucleotides long. Lineage: Eukaryota; Metazoa; Chordata; Lepidosauria; Squamata; Elapidae. The record is from RefSeq and is a predicted model, not a curated record.
AUGGCCAGCACGAAUGCCGGCGGGGACCAGGCCACCAGGGACCUCUGGGUCUCUCACAACAAGAUGGUGAUGGAAGCCCUGGACACCAAUGAUCCCGAGGUCUAUGAUAUUAUCAAGAAAGAGAAGCGGCGACAGAGACUCGGGCUGGAGCUGAUCGCAUCCGAAAACUUUGCCAGCCGAGCCGUUCUGGAGGCGCUGGGCUCCUGCCUGAACAACAAAUACUCAGAGGGAUAUCCGGGGCAGAGAUAUUAUGGUGGGACAGAAUUUGUCGAUGAGUUGGAAAGACUUUGCCAGAAGAGAGCCCUGGAGGCCUAUGGGCUAGACCCCCAGAAGUGGGGGGUCAACGUCCAGCCCUAUUCAGGGUCCCCCGCAAACUUCGCUGUGUACACCGCCCUGGUUGAGCCCCACGGGAGGAUCAUGGGCCUGGAUCUGCCGGACGGGGGUCACCUCACCCACGGCUUCAUGACCGACAAGAAAAAAAUCUCUGCCACGUCCAUCUUCUUCGAGUCCAUGCCCUACAAGGUCAACCCCGAAACGGGCUACAUUGACUAUGACCAUCUGGAGGAGAAUGCCCGCCUCUUUCACCCAAAGCUGAUCAUUGCAGGGGUCAGCUGCUACUCCCGGAAUUUGGACUACGCCCGGAUGAGGAAGAUCGCGGAUGAGAACAGCGCCUACCUCAUGGCUGACAUGGCCCACAUCAGCGGCUUGGUGGCCGCCGGCGUGGUGCCUUCCCCUUUCCAGCACUGUGACGUGGUUUCCACCACCACCCACAAAACCUUGCGGGGCUGCCGGGCAGGCAUGAUCUUCUACCGGAAAGGCGUCCGCAGCGUAGACCCCAAGACGGGGAAGGAGGUCCUAUACAACCUGGAAAGCCUCAUCAACCAGGCCGUCUUCCCUGGUCUCCAGGGAGGCCCUCACAAUCACGCCAUCGCAGGAAUUGCUGUGGCUUUGAAACAAGCCAUGACUCCCGAAUUCAAGACGUACCAGCAGCAGGUGGUGGCCAACUGCAAGGCUUUGUCUGCCGCGCUCACCAGCUUGGGAUAUCAUAUCGUCACCGGGGGCUCCGAUAACCACCUGAUCCUGGUCGAUCUGCGCAACCAGGGCACGGAUGGGGGGCGAGCUGAACGGGUCCUGGAGCUCUGCUCCAUCGCCUGCAACAAGAACACCUGUCCAGGAGACAAAAGCGCUUUGCGUCCCAGUGGGCUGAGAUUGGGGACUCCGGCUCUCACCUCCAGAGGACUCCUGGAAGACGACUUCAAAAAAGUCGCUCACUUCAUUCACAAAGGUAUAGAGCUCACCUUGCAGGUCCAGAGCGACAUGAACCCCAAAGCCACCCUGAAGGAGUUCAAGGAGAAGUUGGUGACGGAGCCGAAGUACCGAGGGCUGCUGAGGUCCCUCGAGCAGGAGGUGGAGGCCUUCGCCGAUUCCUUCCCGCUUCCCGGCUUGCCUGUGUUGUAAAGGAGCCACACCUGGAAUGGCAGCCCCCCGCCCCCACCCCAGCUGCUCCCUUGCGAAGGCAGCCCCCCCCCCCCCCCCCCCCCCCUCCCCCUUGCGAAGGCCCCCCCCCCCCCCCCCAGUACCGUUUCCCUUGGCUCGGCCUCUGCCUUUUUAAUCAGCUUUUCAAGCAAAUUCUGUUCCUCCCCCCCUUU